Molecule: messenger RNA, 1024 nt
Organism: Pocillopora meandrina
Lineage: Eukaryota; Metazoa; Cnidaria; Anthozoa; Scleractinia; Pocilloporidae
Source: the annotation of a GenBank genome assembly
UCUUUUUAUGAUCAAAUAGAUGACGUAACCUUGGGGUCUCCCCUUGCUCCCGUCUUAGCUAAUCUUUUUAUGGGACAUCACGAAAAACUUUGGUUGAAAAAUUUUCAAGGCUCUACAAUUUUAUUUUAUCGCCGGUAUGUUGAUGAUACCUUUUGCUUAUUUAACUCAGAUCGCGGUGCCACUAUAUUUUUCGACUGUAUCAACUCUAGGCACCCUAACAUCAAGUUCAUUAUGGAAAAGCAGGUUAAUCACAAAUUACCCUUUUUAGAUGUCCUGAUUGACAACCAUGACCCCAAAUUCCUCUCUAACCAGGGUUUACCGCAAGAAAAUUUUCACUAAUUAUUUCAGCUUCACCUCGUACUCUCACAAAGUGGGUCUCAUUAAGACACACGUUGAUAGGGCUUACAGGAUUAAUAACACCUGGUUAGGGUUUCACGAGGACAUUGACAAACUUACUGAUAUUCUAAAAAAGAAUCUUUUCCCUGCUCAUUUAAUUGAGAAGAUUAUAAACCGUUACAUCACUGGGACCCAAAGCAAUCAUCAUCCCCGGGGUUCCCUUCCCACCACUUCACCUACGUUUUACUUUAGGCUUUAUAUUGGCCACUUUUCUGCUAUCACUCAAAAAAAGAUCCGCCAUUUUAUUAAGCGCUAUUGCAAUGAUUUAGAUAUUAAACUGGUUUUCUCUUCCAUCAAAAUUGGUAACCCGUUUGGUGUGAAAGACCCUGUCCCUGACGGGCUCCGUUCACGUGUGGUUUAUAAGUUUUUAUGUGCUGGCUGUAAUGCUUGUUACGUCGGUGAAACCUGCCGGCAUUUUUCCACACGUGUUAGAGAGCACUUAGUCAUUGACAGGGCCUCUUACAUUUUCAAUCAUCUGAAAGAUUCUCCACAUUGUCGCGUUUUGUGUUCAGCAGAUGACUUCCAUGUUUUAGAUCACGCCUUCACCAGCUUUCAACUUAAGAUAAAAGAGGCUAUUCAUAUUCAAAGAGAACAACCAUCCUGGAAGCAACAAUUACACCACGUAAAU